CGACUUUGCUAUUAAAAUCUCACUAUCGAGUCGAUUCGCAGUGAAACGUACCAAUCACAGCGCGCCAUUGUGACGCAACGACAACCACAGCGCAAUGUGAUUGGUUCGCUGCGUCCCACUUCGAAUCGACUCGAUGAAGAGAAGUGAAAUACCCCGCUCGCGGUGCCCUUCUAAAUUUAUGAUUUCAUGGAUUUAAUAAGUACUAUUACAGGUACUGCGACCUGGGUGGUUCUCCGAGCGUCUCGACCGCUGCGGCUGCGCAGACGUUACAAUCCGUCAAUUUUCCUGAGGAAGGAAUAAUUUUCAAAAUCUAUCAUUCGUAAAAUUGACAUUACUACAGCACAGAGUAAUGAAUGUAAAGUCAUAUAGUAAAACUCAUUCUUGUCUUUGUUAAAAUUAAAAAAAAGUGUAAUGACAGCGCGACCGCAGCGGUCGAAACGCUCUGGGAUCCACCACCUACUAAUUCCAUGAUGAAAAUAACACAGAACAUGUUCAUAUAUCUGUGGAAAAUACCCGUGUUUCGCUCUCAGAUGAGACCUCACCUCUUCACAGAAAGUCUUAGAAGACAGCAAGAGACACUAGAAACUGACACUGAUGAUAGUUUAGAUCGAGAGCAAAAUAAAAAGUCUAAAAAUUAUACAAAGUGUUGUAAAUAUAAACAAAUUGAUAUAAAAUGAAGCUUCCACAACGUUUUAAUGAGGGAUAUAUUAGUUGAAAACGCAACAUAAAUCAGUAUACAAGAAUGUUUUGUUGUCGUGUAAAUGAAUAACAUUAACUAUAGUGUCUUCCAGCUGUUUUACCUUUGGGUGUUUUAUUGUCUGGGAAAUGGGAUCCUGUCUAAGCGGCGAUAGAGGAAGUCCCCGGCUCUGUUGCUUCUCGUGGCGCCCUUCACCCCGGCCUGGCCAGGCAUAUCAACAACCUCAGCAAUAUCAAACACAGCAAUACCCGCCACAGCAGUAUCAACAGCCGCAGCAGUUCGCACAGCAACCUUAUCCGCCACAACAGCCAUAUCCUCAACAAAUGCAACCUGGCUAUGGACCACCGCCACCGAUGCAGCGUGGUGGCUACGGACCUCCACCACCCGGUUAUGGACCGCCGCCGCCGGGACAGACCGUGGUUGUGAGGGACCGCGGCGGGGGAGGUGGCAUGGGCGCUAUGGGGACCGGCUUGAUGGGCCUCGCUGCCGGCGCUGCCGGCGGUUUGGCAGCCGGCGGUCUUAUGAACGCAGCUCAAGGAGGCGGCGGCGGCGGCCAAUCGGCACAACAGGCCCCCCCCCAGGACUAUCAACAACAGUACAACCAACCUCCGCCCCCACCCCCCGAACCAGAGCCCGAUGAUCAACCAUAUGACGAUGGGGGGUUCGAUGGCUUCGACGAUUAGUGCGUCGUUUUACUCAUACAAAAGCAGAGAUGUAACUUUUUCGUCUUUAAACUGGACAUACAGCACAUACAGUGAUGGUUCCUGGUGGUUUCCAUGUAAAAAUGGCUUUUCAUUACGAUACAAGUGUCAUUCGUGACGUUGAUUGCGUCAAAAAAUUUCAUGUGGCAUGAUCAAAAUAUAUUAUGGUCGAGCGAAUGCAUCUUAGACAGAGAAAACUACAGUCAUCGCUCUAUCUUUCGUUUCGCUGAUACAAGAGAAACUCGUAUUAGAAAUACACUUGGAGAAAAAGGACAGAGCGCCAUUUUCUUUCUCCCAAAUCGUAUGCCCAGAUUUACAACGCCUUUUUUUAAUAUAUUUAAAACUUGGUUUAACAUAUGUAUUGACCGACAGUAUUUAUAAGAGAUUGUAAUUAUCAACUUAUAAAAUAAAGGAAAGCCCAAGCAAUUGUGUUCA
Messenger RNA from Plodia interpunctella (Indianmeal moth), 1833 nucleotides. RefSeq lists its product as uncharacterized. The record is from RefSeq and is a predicted model, not a curated record. The coding region runs from base 826 to 1380 and encodes 184 amino acids. Lineage: Eukaryota; Metazoa; Arthropoda; Insecta; Lepidoptera; Pyralidae. The transcript is spliced from 8 exons.